Molecule: messenger RNA, 952 nt
Organism: Lytechinus pictus (painted urchin)
Lineage: Eukaryota; Metazoa; Echinodermata; Echinoidea; Temnopleuroida; Toxopneustidae
Product: twist-related protein 2-like
Exons: 1
Coding region: 336-941 (201 amino acids)
Biological process (GO): developmental process; regulation of transcription by RNA polymerase II
Molecular function (GO): protein dimerization activity; RNA polymerase II transcription regulatory region sequence-specific DNA binding; DNA-binding transcription factor activity, RNA polymerase II-specific
Source: RefSeq, a predicted model, not a curated record
CUAAACACGCGCGACAAAUCAACCAUCAUAAGAGGUGACCCGCUGAUUUUCGCUACUCUUUUUGAUUACUUUCAGUGAAUUCUCUGACGGGGACCUCGACAGUGCAUCCUUUCAGUCGACAUCAAGCAUCGACUGGUCUAGCCUCGACCACAGAUCACAUUGUUCGUUACGGUGGAGGAGGGACUAGCUCGGGAGGAGUCACCAACGGUGUCUAUGCCUACGACGAAAGCCGGUGGAAGACUGCAGUCGCCUCAUCCUACCCCACCACUACCAACUUUCCUGGUGUUUACUGCGGAGGGUACGAGUACGACCCCCGAGAAUACAUCGGCGGGGAAAUGGUUCACGCGCCGAAGAUGAACCACGAUAAUGUGAUGACGAAUGGAGGAGGGGGCAUGAAAUACUUGAAUGGACGAUGCGAUGACCUCGAUGUCAAACGCGAACCACAGCUCGAUCUCCGAGAGCAUUUCGAGUUGGAAGACGAUCCCAUGAAGCAGCAUCGAUACGGACGAAAGCGACGAUAUCGGCAGUCGGAAGGCGAGGAUGAGUGUCAGCUCGGUGACAGCAGCGAUGACGGCUCGUCGACGGGCAGCGGGAGUCUGUCGCAUAAAAUAAGGCGAAAAGGACCACAAUCUUUCGAAGAUCUUCAGAAUCAACGCGUCCUCGCCAACGUACGAGAACGACAACGCACUCAAUCACUAAAUGAUGCCUUCGCAAAUCUUCGUAAAAUCAUCCCGACAUUACCCUCAGAUAAACUGAGUAAAAUACAGACAUUGAAGCUAGCUUCUCGAUAUAUUGACUUUCUGUUUCAAGUUUUAAAGAGUGAUGAAGAAGACCAAAAGAUGGUGGGUAGCUGUACAUACAUGGCUCAUGAAAGACUUAGCUAUGCAUUCUCAGUAUGGAGGAUGGAAGGAGCUUGGAAUAGCAUGGCAUCACAUCGAUAAAACAAUAUUGU